Drosophila willistoni is the source of this 3092-nucleotide messenger RNA. It is a transcript of the gene Tnpo-SR, whose product is annotated as transportin-3. Gene Ontology annotation, molecular function: small GTPase binding. The transcript has 5 exons. Gene Ontology annotation, biological process: protein import into nucleus. Gene Ontology annotation, cellular component: cytoplasm; nuclear membrane. The record is from RefSeq and is a predicted model, not a curated record. The coding region runs from base 67 to 2880 and encodes 937 amino acids. NCBI's taxonomy places the organism in Eukaryota, Metazoa, Arthropoda, Insecta, Diptera, Drosophilidae.
AAUAAUAAAAAAUAUUGGUUAAUUUUGUAAUUUUGACUUUAUGCCUUAAUUAUACCAGCGGGCGAUAUGGAUACAUAUUCAGUUGAUGUGGUAUAUCAGGCAAUUAACGCCCUAUUUCAAGGCAACAAUCCCAAAGAACAGGAAAAAGCUAACAAAUGGCUACAGGACUUUCAGAAGUCGAUAUACUCAUGGACCAUAGCGGAUGAGCUGCUGCAUCAAAAACGCGAUCUGCACGCCAACUAUUUUGCUGCGCAAACAAUGAGAAAUAAAAUUCAGAAUUCAUUCAGUGAAUUACCGCCGCACACUCAUGAAUCCCUUAGGGAUUCACUGAUUACGCACAUAGGCCAGAUCGAUGAGCAAACCGAUACUGUGAUUGUGACGCAAUUAAGUUUAGCAGUGGCCGACUUGGCUCUGUUGAUGGCCUCUUGGCAAGAACCCAUUAACGAUCUUAUCAAGGCACUGGCACCACAUCCAGCGGCCAUUUGGCCUCUGUUGGAAGUGUUGAAAGUAAUACCUGAAGAAAUUGAUUCGCGAUACUUGCGAUUGGGCGCCAAUCGUCGGGAGGAGGUGCACAAACAAUUGGACGCAAGUGCCGAAUGCGUUUUGAAAUUUCUCUACAUGUGCCUGCAGCAGCGUGACGAUGUGUCAAAGGAGCGCAUAUGGAAUGCGACAUUACGCACCUACAGCGCCUGGCUUGUCAUUCACGCUUUUCCCCUAUCACUCAUCUGCAAUAAUCCACUCACCCAGCUGUCCUUUCGCCUACUAAAUGAACCCGAAACGUCUGGCAAACUGCAUGACAAUGCCACAGAAUGUGUUUGUGCUCUGCUCUCCUGCAUGGGCACCAGGCACGAUCACGAGAAUGACUCAAUGGAGGCACAAGUCUUUCAGGCUGUAUGUAUGCUGGAGCCUGCCUAUCAUCUAAGCGUCGCCCAUGAGGACACCGAUAAGACUAUGAAUUUUUGUCGCAUUUUUACAUCGCUAUGCGAAGCAUUUUUCUAUGAUAUGUUAUCUUCUGAUCAGCCCCAACCACAUUAUUCGCUCAAAGGACUCGAUUUGGUUUUGCUUUGUGUGGGGCAUUUCGAUUAUGAAGUUGCCGAAAUUACGUUCUAUUUGUGGUACAAGCUGAGUGAGGAUCUCUUUCAACGUUACGAUGAUAAAUUGACAGCUCAUUUUAGACCACAUAUAGAGCGGCUAAUCAGCGCGUUGUAUAGACACUCGCAAAUGGAGAGCGAUCACGAUGGCCUCAUCGAAGAGAACAAUAAUUUCUAUGAUUUUCGUCGUAAAGUGUCCGAUUUAAUCAAAGAUGUGGCAUUUAUAGUCGGAUCCGGUGCUUGUUUUAAGCAAAUGUUUCUCAUUCUCCAAGCACCAAACACUACCUGGGAGUCCACAGAGGCAGCCUUGUUUGUCAUGCAAAAUGUGGCCAAAAAUAUAUUGCCUGAGGAAAACGAUGUGAUCCCAAAAGUUGUGGAAGCUAUACUAAAUAUGUCAGAGCAAACACAUAUUGCAGUACGGUAUACGGCAAUUCUUUUGAUUGGUGAACUGUGCGAUUGGAUUGAGAACCAUCCGGAGUCUUUGGAAGCAGUGCUAAACUUUCUUCUGUAUGCCUUGCAACAGAAAAAUGGUCUGGCUCCUGCUGCAGCCAUCGCAUUAACCUCCAUUUGCUCGGCUUGUAGACUGAAAAUGGUGUGUCAUAUAAGUGGCCUGGUGGAAAUUGCUCGCAGUUUAGAUAGUUAUCAGAUUAACAACGAUGUGGCCAUUGGUUUACUAAAGGGUAUAUCUCUGAUCCUGACUAAAUUACCCCGCGACCAGUUACAGCCGGCACUAAGGGAAAUUGUGAGUUUUCAAUUGCAACCGCUAAGUCAGCUGGUCGAGAUUGGCAACAAUGGAGCAGAAGCAACGGAAAAUUUACAAAAAGGUGAUCGCAAUGAUCCCGUCUAUUGGAUUGAUCGAGCAUGCGCUAUUAUAAGGCACACGAAUCCUGAAAUACCCGAUAACGUAGAACAUCCCACCGUCGGCAUAUUAACUGACGCCUGGCCUUUGAUCUCACGCAUAAUGGACAAAUAUCAAAGUGACUUGCGUAUAAUGGAGAGAACUUGCCGUCUGAUACGUUAUUCAAUUCGCAUGGUGCGAAAGCAGGCCAUAAUGCUUGUGGAACCAUUGAUCAAGCAAAUGGUUGUCCUGUAUGCUGUACAACAUCAUAGUUGUUUCCUAUAUGUGGGUUCCAUCCUUGUCGAUGAAUUCGCCAAGACGACGGAUUGUAUAGCCGGAUUGUUGGAAAUGUUGCAGGCCUUCAUUGAGCCUACAUUUAGUCUGUUGCAAUUAGAGAAUGGACUGCGUAAUAAUCCCGAUACUGUUGAUGAUUUUUUCCGCCUCGCUUCGCGUUACCUUGACUGUUGCCCCCUUCAGCUGGUGCAGAGUUCCCUAAUAACACCCAUUUUCCAAUGCGCCCUGAUAGCCUGCUCUCUGGAUCACCGUGAAGCCAACUCGUCGGUAAUGAAGUUUUUCAUUAAUCUAUUAACAUGGGGACGGAGCAAUAGCAACCAUCGGCAUGCGGAAUGUCGUCCCUUGAUCAUUGAAUUGGCUACUCAACAUGGUGGUGCUUUAGUAAUGAAUCUAAUUCAAGCCUCAGUGUUUCAAUUACACUCCUAUAUGUUAGCCGAUGUGGCCGAGGUUCUCCAUGAAUUGAAGCAAGUGAUUGGCCCCGCACAAAUGCAAACAUUUUUGGCUAAUGCUUUGGAGGCUCUGCCUAAAAAGAAUAGUGGUGGCUGUGUGACGGCCACCCAACAGCAAAUCGAUGAGUUUAGCACUACGGUAAUAAGGGCGGAUACAACUAAAUCCGUUUCGCAGGCUUUGAAAACCUUUACUCGACUAUUUCGCUGAGAUACAUAAAGUAAGCAAACAUACAUAAGAUUGUGUAUAUUUGAAAAAUGUAUCUGAGUAAACAAAAAAGCAAUGAAGUUAUUUUACGAUCUAUUGGUAUGCCUAAUUUAAACAUUUACAAUUAGUUGACAUCUUAAGUUUAAAUUGUAUAAUUCUGAGAGAUCCUCACAAAACUAUCCUAGCCCAUAAGAUUAGAAAUUUUAUAUUUAAAU